This is a messenger RNA of Cuscuta campestris, 3160 nucleotides long. The record is from the annotation of a GenBank genome assembly. NCBI's taxonomy places the organism in Eukaryota, Viridiplantae, Streptophyta, Magnoliopsida, Solanales, Convolvulaceae.
GCCUUCCGCCGCCCCACACACAGCUGAUUCCGGUCGUUCGCCAGUCGGCCCCGCCGCCAAUGAGAGAUAAAUGCACCAAAUCACAAGUCUUCGAUUCCUCUCCGCUGUGAACCGCCACCACCACCUGCUUGCUUCUCUCUUCAAGCUUAGACCAUCAAAAACAUCCUACAAACCCUGUUCUUCGUUCGCCAUAUUCUCUUCAUAUUCAAGAAAGCUAAGGUACUACAGCUUUAGCAGCAAGAACAACCACAUUCCAAGUGGAAGUAGGCAUAGCCGUCCCAUGCCAGAUAAAAUGGAAGUUGGUGGCCGUGGGUCUGAGCAUAUUGGCUUCAAUAAAAGGAGAGCUGAAGGUAAAGAUGGUAAUGAUAAGCCGAAAAAGAUCCUUCAUCGUAAACUCCGCAAACCCAAUAAUGCUAAUACCAUUUGUUAUGUUCAGAUUCUUGGGACUGGUAUGGACACACAAGAUACAUCACCGUCGGUUCUCCUAUUCUUUGAUCAGCAAAGAUUUAUAUUCAAUGCUGGAGAAGGAUUGCAAAGAUUUUGUACAGAGCAUAAAGUUAAGCUGUCUAAGAUUGAUCACAUUUUUCUGUCUCGAGUCUGCUCUGAAACUGCUGGUGGACUUCCAGGUCUCUUGUUGACUCUAGCAGGCAUUGGGGAAGAAACUCAAGGAUUGUAUGUCAAUGUUUGGGGUCCUUCAGAUCUUAACUAUCUCGUCGAGGCCAUGAAAUCAUUCAUCCCAAAAGCUGCAAUGGUUCACACGAACAGCUUUGGACCGGCACCUGGUGAUGACGCCACAAAACCCAACACUCAUAUUGACAGCGAAGUUGUCAAAAUAUCAUCUGUUCUAGUGAGACCAAGACACUCAAAAGGUUCUUCAGAUGUUAAUACUUUAAGAUAUAAUGAUGAGGAUCAAACAAAGGGUUUUUCAGAAUCUCAGUGUUCUUCGAAGCCUGGCGAUCUUUCUGUGGUUUAUAUAUGUGAAUUGCCUGAAAUUAUGGGGAAAUUCGACCCCGAAAAGGCUGCUGGUCUUGGGUUGAGACCUGGACCAAAAUACCGCGAAUUGCAAAACGGAAAUUCAGUUAAGGCAGAUCGACAAAACAUAGUGAUUCAUCCUAGGGAUGUGAUGGGACCUUCUGCUCCUGGUCCCAUUGUGCUCAUUGUUGAUUGCCCUACCAUGUCUCAUCUAGAGGAAUUGUCUUCUAUAGAAUCUCUAGGCCCGUAUUAUUCAAAUAAAUCGCCGGAAGCUAUGGAAAACUGCAAACUUGUAAAUUGCGUGAUUCACCUUAGCCCUUCUAGAGUUGCAAGUACGUCUGCGUAUAAGCAAUGGAUGUCGAGAUUUGGAGGGGCCCAACAUAUCAUGGCUGGGCAUGAAGUGAAAAACAUUGAGAUUCCGAUUCUGAAAUCUAGUGCAAGAGUUGCAGCCCGACUUAACUACUUGUGUCCCCAGUUAUUUCCUGCCUCUGGUUUUUGGUCUCCAUCAGCUCCGGCGUUUGCAUGUGAGGGAUCUGUGCCACAAGUAGAUGGAACCGUUUCUGCAGAGAAUCUCCUCAAGUUCUACCUUCGGCCUUACUCGCGGCUUGGAUUAGACAGGUCUUGUGUACCAAAUCUGGUGUCUCCCCCCGAAAUAAUCAAUGAAUUAAUCUCAGAAAUCCCAGAGAUUGAAGAAGCUUCUCAGCACAUCGCACGGUUGUGCCAUGGCAAUGGAGGAACCAAUGUAGAUCCGUGUUUGGAAGGCAUAACAAGAGAGGAAAUGGAGAUUGUUCUUCUUGGCACUGGUUCAUCCCAACCUUCAAAGUACCGCAAUGUUAGUUCAAUCUUCAUUAAUCUCUUCUCAAGGGGAGGCAUUCUCUUGGAUUGUGGUGAAGGGACAUUGGGGCAACUUAAACGAAGGUUUGGCAUUGAAGGUGCUGACGAAGCUGUAAAGAGUUUGAGGUGUAUCUGGAUAUCCCAUAUACAUGCUGAUCAUCACACUGGCCUUGCAAGAGUACUUGCUCUUAGACGUAAAUUGCUAAAAGAGGUCCCUCACGACCCUUUAAUUGUCGUUGGCCCUCGGCAGCUCAAGAGGUUUCUUGAUGCAUAUCAACGCCUCGAGGAUCUUGAUAUGCAAUUCCUUGAUUGUAGGGAUACUACCGAACUUUCAUUGAAGGCUUUUGAGUCACAUGAAGGUGUUUCCCGGGCUCCAAAUGAGCCCGAAAAGAAUGCGGAAAAUGGGAAUGCAACCGGUGGGCUAAAACACGGAGAGAUUGGUUCUAACUUGUUUGCAAAAGGGAGCCAAAUGCAGAGUCUUUGGAAGAGGCCAGGCAGUCCGAUGAACUCGUCUUUCACCUUCCCAAUUUUAAGGAACCUAAGUGAGGUACUAAACGAAGCAGGAUUAGAAGCGUUGAUUAGUUUCCCCGUUAUCCAUUGCUCACAAGCUUAUGGAGUUGUACUUAGAGCUGCCGAUAGAACUAAUGACGCCGGGAAGAGGAUACCCGGAUGGAAGAUUGUUUACUCCGGCGACACUCGGCCCUGUAAGGAUCUCAUUGAAGCUUCUCGUGGAGCGACCGUUCUUAUACAUGAGGCUACAUUUGAAGAUGGGAUGGUGGAGGAGGCAAUAAAGAGAAACCACAGCACGACAAAGGAGGCGGUGGAGACGGGUAACGCGGCGGGAGCGUAUCGCGUCAUCCUCACACACUUCAGCCAAAGGUACCCCAAGAUCCCGGUUUUCUUCGACGAAUCCCACAUGCACAAGAGGACAUGCAUAGCUUUUGAUAUGAUGAGUGUGAACGCCGUGGAUCUUCCCCUCCUUCCGGCGGUCCUUCCGCACCUCAAGCUCCUGUUUCGCGAUGAACUUGUCGAGGACGACGAGGAAGAUGGUGAUGUGGCGGCUGAUGUGGCAGCUGAUUUUGCUUGAGCAUCUUUUUUUCUCUUGUGUUUGAUUAGUUCUUCUCGAGGUAUAGAUGCGCAUUCCAUUUUAGUUGUUUGCUUUUAGGAUAGUAUUUUGGCAGUUGCAUUGUUUGAUGGAAAUGGUUCUAUCCAUUUUUGUUUUGGGAAUGACUUUUUUAAACAAGAGAAAUAUGGUAAAUAUGAGCUUCAAUUGCCAAAUUUCUUGCCUUUUUAUUACCAUUGUCCGGAAAUGUUCUUCAUUUUGAUUUUUCUUGAUUAAAGUUUGUAAAUUUAA